AUGGAUGAGCCCGGCUUCCAGCAUGCGCGCCCGCUGCCCGCCGAUCUGCCUACGUCGCUCGACGACCGCAAGACCGUACCCGUGAUAGGCGGCGAGACGGAGAUGUACGACGCUUGGCAGGGCCAGUCGCAGUUCAUCUCCAACCCGCCCACCAAGCCCCUCGGCUUCAACCUCGACCUCGACGAGCCCCAAGACCAAGACCUCCAGGACAGCGAAGACAAGCUGGUCCACAUGCUCGAGCGCCAAGCCCAGAUCAAGAGCGACAACAUGAACACCGCCAGCGAGGACGCCAUUGUCAACGACGAAAAGCUGUCUGACGACCAGAAAAGGGAAACCCUCCAGGGCUCCCUCAACUUGGCCGCUUCCAAUGGCGACGUCGAGGCCAUAGAACGCAUCGUCUCCGGCUCCGCAAAGGACUACGUCGACGUCAACGCCCCCGACUCCGAGGGCACACCGCCCUUGAUCUAUGCCAGCUGCUUCGGCCACGAGCAGGUCGUCGAGGCCCUGCUGAACGCGGGUGCCAACGUCGACACGCAGGACCGGAACCGCUGGACCCCCCUCAUGUGGGCCAUGACCAACCGCCACAAAGCCAUUGCAAAAUUGCUGCUGGACAAGGGUGCACAGCCAGAGCUGGAGACGUCUACAGGUAGGACUGCCUUUGAUUUUGUGACUCCCAACAGUGACCUCUCAGAAUACCUGCACGAGAGCGGAUACAGCAUCGGUAACGCAGGGGUCGCCGAUGAUUUUUAUAACGAGGGCUUUGCCCAAGACCGCUUCGAGGAGGAGAUGGCCGAGAACGAGUUGAGGCGCCGGAUGAUGAUGGAAAGCGCAAUCAACCUAGAAGUGGACUUGGGCAAUCUCGGACUCGAUGAGCAAUCGGAGGAACCCGAAGAAGAUUUCGGAGACGAGCACGAAUUCAGAUGGGACACGUGCCUCAAUGACCAGAUGUUUGUCUUCCAAGAGAACGAACUCGACCGGAUACUCGACAUUGUUAUCACCAACAUGACCCCUAUGCGUUCCCCCACCCAAAAGCCAGUUCCGGCAAACAUUCUGUUCCUGGGCGCCCGCUACGCUCAUUACCACGCCAGCCCAGAGUUGCUUGAGAAACUGCUCAUCUCAGCCAUGGACAAGAUUAAUGACGUUGUCGAGAAGCAUCAAUGGGACAUGACCAUCUUGGCCUUCUGGAUCUCCAACGCCACUCUUCUGCUCCACUACCUCAAGAAGGACGCGGGGACUGUCGAGGCAACCACGGAGUUCCAAGCCGAAUUGGCCGAACUCAUCAACGAGAUUUUCAUCCUGAUCAUUCGCGACGCCGAGCGCAGAAUGGACAAGGUGCUCGACACCGCCAUGCUGGACCAUGAGACGAUCCCUGGAUUCGAGGACGUGACUUUCCAGCAUGAGUGGAAGAUUUUCAAGACAAAAUCGAAGCCCAAAGCGCCGGAACCCAUCGAGAAACGCUUCCGCCCUCCCUCGCCGAAGCGGAGGGCCCAGGUGUCGCCUCGUAACAUCACCUCUCUCCUCUCGUCAACUCUCUUCGUGCUCGACCUGUACGACAUUCACUCGGUCAUCACCGCUCAGAUCUUGUCACAGCUCCUCUAUUGGUUGGGCGCGGAGCUGUUCAACCGUAUCAUGUCAAAUCGCAAAUAUCUUGCCCGCACCAAGGCCAUGCAGAUCCGCAUGAACGUGUCAACUAUUGAGGACUGGGCCCGAACCAACAACCGGCAGCCGGAGCACUACGAAAAUGGUGCCAUGACAGCGACGGGCGAAAACACGAUGGAUGCGGCGCGGCGGCACGUGGCACCGGUGGUGCAGUUGCUGCAAUGGCUGCAAUGUUUCUCGUCACUGGGCGAGGAUGUGGAGUCACUCAAGGCAACGCUCGAGCAGCUACCACGGCUGACGCCGCAGCAGGCCAACCACACGGUCAAGUAUUACCGGCCAGAGGUGGGAGAGAAGAGCUUGCCAAAGCCGGCAAUCAAGUUCCUGAUGGACCGGGAGAAGGAGGCAGCAGACCGACGCCUGUCGAAGCAGUCGCGCAAGUCGCUGCCCCCGCUGCCGUCACAGUCGUCACAGUCGGCACAGGGCUCGGACAGCGCACCCAGCACACCAGCGCAGGAGCACCCGCCCAUGUCGCCGACGUUUGGGACGCCAGCCACUGUCCCACCGAAUCUGUUCCGUGUCGAAGAGGACGAGGAAGACGAGCCCGAGGGUCUGUUGCUCGACCCGGCGUUUAUGCUGCCGUUCAGCUUGCCCACCAGCACCGACAUGCUCGUCACCUACGGCGCCGGCUUUGGCGGCACGAACCGCGAGCGCGAGCGCAAGUACAUCCCGACGGUGCCACCCGAGUUCCUGUCCAAGCUGGACAUUAGCGGCGGAAAGGGCAUCGGGAAUAUUUACGAUGGCGCUGUGUGGAGCGAUGAUGGGUCGAACGCUUGA
Aplosporella prunicola CBS 121167 is the source of this 2433-nucleotide messenger RNA. RefSeq lists its product as uncharacterized. The record is from RefSeq and is a predicted model, not a curated record. NCBI's taxonomy places the organism in Eukaryota, Fungi, Ascomycota, Dothideomycetes, Botryosphaeriales, Aplosporellaceae. The transcript is spliced from 3 exons. Gene Ontology annotation, molecular function: GTPase binding. The coding region runs from base 1 to 2433 and encodes 810 amino acids.